Molecule: messenger RNA, 1664 nt
Organism: Salvelinus namaycush (lake trout)
Lineage: Eukaryota; Metazoa; Chordata; Actinopteri; Salmoniformes; Salmonidae
Exons: 6
Coding region: 2-1336 (444 amino acids)
Biological process (GO): T cell activation; positive regulation of ERK1 and ERK2 cascade; interleukin-15-mediated signaling pathway
Cellular component (GO): membrane raft; external side of plasma membrane
Molecular function (GO): MHC class II protein binding; protein tyrosine kinase binding
Source: RefSeq, a predicted model, not a curated record
GAUGUGUCUGUACUUAAAACUGUGUCUCUGGAUGCUUUUACAGGCUAUACUUGGACUCCAGUCAUCUGACCGUAGGUCCACAAGAAUCUUUGCUUCAAUUGGAGACAGUGUGAGUUUACCAUGUGGUACAUCCUACAUCAAUUCCUGCUCCUCUGUUACCUGGAGUAUAGUGAAAGAUGGGUUUCAUAACCAAUUAGAACUAUCAGGCAAGGUGAAAGCGGAUGGUCCAAACUCAGGAAGAGCCAGUCGACUGAAAGUGGGACAUGACUGCUCUCUACAUAUUCAACCUCUUGAAAUAGAUGAUGGAAGAGUUUACACCUGUGAAGAUGGGGCUACCAGUUCAAGUGUUUCUCUUCAGCUUCUCAACAUUGCUCUGGCAACAGACACCAAUACAGCACCAGAGAUGGAUAUCAAGCUCCAAUGUUACCUGAAUAUAUUCUCAGGCCUUGUCCCACAAUGCAACCAUAGUGAAAUAAAGCUGAAUUGGCUGAAUGAGGCCAAUACAGUGCUACAGGGAGAGAGAUUUCAGACCGAACGUUCAUCUGAUUGCUUCUCUACGCUGACCAUCCGAGGUGUCAGGAAGACAGACCAUCACAGGAAGUGGCGGUGUCAACUGAUUGAAGGAGAGGUUGUGAAGACGUCCCUCAGCUAUACCACAGAAAUUACAGGAGGUAUAGAGGAAGUGUUUGUCGCAGUGGGUGAGUCAGUAUCACUUCCCUGUGUCACCCACUCCUCUCUCGAGGUGGGCAGCAGAUUCCAGUGGACUCUGGAUCAAAGGUCACUGUCCAGUCUGUCUCGGUCAGGCGAUAUCUCAGCUGGAACUCAGGGUCACCUCCCUGCAUCUCACAUCAGCCAAGACGGGUCUUUGGUCAUCAGCAAUGUGAAAACACUGCAUUCUGGGCUCUACAACUGCUCGCAACAGAACAGAAUCCUACUACACACUCUGGAUGUAUCUGCAGAGUAUGCUACCACAGGCGGAAACAAUCUCACCCUGACAUGCUCACUCACCUGUGUGGAAGAUUGUGGAGACUUCCAUUUAUCCUGGAUUCACAGUGGCCAGGAUGGGUUGCAGAGUGACCCUAUAGGACAUAACAACACCCUCAGCUCCAAACUCUUCCUCCCUGACCGCCAGGGCACAGAGAAGAUAGCCUGCGCCGUGCUCAGAGAGGGGGUUGAAAUGGCUGUAAAGGAGUGGACCAUCCAGAGAGGUCAUGUUCUACCUGCAGUGGUAUGGUCAGUCCUUCUGCUGCUGCUGCUCUGUGCUGUUGGAGGGGGCGUGUAUUGGAAGAGGCAGGGCAAGGGAAGUGCCGCUGGUACGGAUGUGUUCACUGGUUAGAUGGUGUGUGUUACAAAACUGCAAUUUGGAUGUUGCAUCCUUGAUUAAACGUACAGUAAUGAACAGCAGUGAAAGGGAAAGACAUAUCAUCAGAAUUAAAUUCAUGAGAAAUAAAGCUGACAUUUGUCCCUCUUUGCCUAUAGAAGGAGAAGAACAGCAGACUCCUGUUGAAAUGGUAACGAUUCAGUAAAACACAACUAUGUCAUUCACUAACAAGUCAAGCCCAAUUGAGUACGCCUACAACGUGACAUCAAAUUUGACUAAAUGUCUUCUAACCCUUUUACCAUGUUGGUGAACUAAAUUCAACUGGUUUUACACAUUCCAUCUU